Symbiodinium natans is the source of this 2913-nucleotide messenger RNA. The record is from the annotation of a GenBank genome assembly. NCBI's taxonomy places the organism in Eukaryota, Dinophyceae, Suessiales, Symbiodiniaceae.
AUGGAAGAGCUGUCAAUCGCGCCCAUGCUUCAGGCAGCACCAUGGGCAGAUCUCAGCCCGCCAAGUGACUUCCAUGCGGAUUUUGUGGAGCUAGAAAGCCACCUAAGCUCACAACCAAGAUGGGUACGUAAUGCUAUCUGGAACCUCCUGCGCGAGGAGAGGGACCGCUCCUUGGUGAAUGUUGCUGGACAAGUUGCUGCGUUCCGAGAUAUCGUCGCGAAACUGAUGGAAAUCAACCGUUCAGAGGAGGCGGCAUCCCUGAGGCACUUGCUGAAGGAUGUCCCUAUCUGCAGUGUUCGGGCCUUGGACACCAGAGCGCAUGCGAUCUCCAAAGAUGUGGCCCAACUACAUGAGUGCGCAAGAGAGGGUGACCUUGCACGAAUGGAGGGCCUGGCCCGGCGCAUCGCCAGCAGAGCCACCAACUUCAAGCGCAAGUUUGCUGAGCUGCGACCGAAGCUUGAGAGGCUUGCCGCUGAGGUGGAGAAGGUUGCACGAAUGUGCCAGAAAUCCGGCCAGGCAUCGCAAGAGCUCCUGCAACAGACGCAGGGGAGGCGCGAUUGGUGGUUCUGGCUCUUCGAUCUGAUCGGGAAGUCUGCAGCCUGGACCAGCGGAGCUGUCUUGGCUGGCUCUGUGGGUUCACUUUGCUACCUUGGCUACCUCUACCAGACCAAGGCAGUAGCCAUGGGUGCUGCCAAGGCAACCUAUGCAACUGCCAAGAAGCUUGUGACCGAGAAAGCAGCGUCCGCGCAUGUGGCGGCUGCUCAGGCGGAUGCCGCGAAGGCCACUGCCGCAGCUCGAGCUGCAGAUGUCGCAUCCGCAAACCAUGCCCUUCAGAGUGCUACAGGUGCCGAGGUGGCAACAACUGGCGCCAGUGCGCAUGCUGGGCCCAAAGCCGUGCUGACGAGCCUCGGGCUUGCAGGGAUUUUGGACAUCUUUCUAAUGCAUGGCGUGGAUGUGGCUGUGGCCGCAUCGGAUGCCGCUUCUGCAGCGGCUUCGGCGGCAUCUGCCUCUGCUGCGGCAGCCCACAUGGCCAUGAGCACCGCUGCCUCACAAGCAGCAGCGGCCACGGCAAGUGUGAAUUCGCUACAGGUGGCCAUAGGAUCCUUGUCAACAUCAAUGGUAUCUGUGGCACCUAUUGCAGCUCUCUCAGGUGUGGUCUUGGCGCUGUGCAUGCUCGGUUAUGCUGGCAGACACGUGCUUAAGCGAAUGCUUGGCAAGUUGUGGGCCGAAGAGAUCGAACAUCACGAGCGGACCAGUACCGGAUUCCAGCACAUGGCAGGGCAUCUGCAAGAGGCACUUGCGAAGUUGAGGGCAACAUGCAGCUCCAAUGAGAAGCUUGAGGAGGCAUUUGCUGUCGUUGCCGAAGCCGCUGAAGAACUUGCGGACGAGGCGGAAUGCUGCCAGUUCUACGUGGACGAGGGCGUCGCGGAGGAUGACUUCGCAACCCUGGGUCUCCAGGUGGCAAAGCUGGAAAGCUCGUGCCAAGAGGCUGCCGCUGCUUUCGGAGAGAUGCAGCUCAGCCUCCGAGAAGUCUCUGAAGACCGUGUGAUCAACCGCUUCCUGAUUCAUGACCUCAAAGAGAGUGCUCCCAUCGGCAAUCAACUUGCCCUGGAGCCCGGUGCUCUGGAAGUUCCAGGCGCCACGGCUCUGGGAAACGCCACAAGCGCAGACGCCGAGUUGGUGCCCAUCCCAAGCGGUGCCUGCCAAGAGGAGCUUGAUUUGCAAGUCUUGCUUUCUAGUGUCUUCUGCGGAGCAUUCAGAUUAUUUUUUCAUGCCAAGGCCAGCCAUUCGUAUGCUAUUCGUGGCACUUUCCUGUUCUUGAGCCCCAGUUUCUCAUUGAAUGCAUCAGCUGCGUCUGAGGCCCUCCACCACCCCUCUCCACCCCUCUCCACCCCUCUCCACCCCUCUCCACCCCUCUCCACCCCUCCCUCCGAGAAAGGGCAGCUCCUUGAUGAGAUUCCUGUGGUGGGCUUUGCAUGCAGAGCCGCAGAAGCCACGGAACAGCCGCCCAAAGCGAGCGACUCCUGCCAGGACGGCAGCAGUUUGCUGCAAUCUGAGCAUGGCCAGCUUGACGCUGAGAUUGCGAAGCAGGAGCCGGUACCUAUGGCAGAUAUGGCAGAAGAAGAGGUCUUCACAAGAGACGGGUGGCUCCUCAUCGAGUCCGACAGCCUAGGCCCCACAGUGGAUCAGGCAGCCCCCGAUCCGUGUGUUUCAGAGGAUUGCGUGCCCUGCGGCACGUACCUGCUGGUGCCAACCGAGUGGGCUGCCAGAUUGCGCCGUGUGUGUUGUGCAGCUGGCCCGCAUGGCAAUCGCAUGUGCGAAGUUCUGCUGCAAAGCUCUGCAAGUAGACAGUUGGCGGGCUUUUCCUUGCAGGGUGGUGGGGGCUUCCGAGUCACCAGUGACCAUCCCUUGCGCGUGCGCCGCUCUGGGUCUUGGAUCCACGAGCAGGCCGGUGGCCUUCAGACAGGUGAUGUGGUUGUGACGACCGCAGGUGAAGACCAGCUCGUGCGCCAACCGUCCACCGUCAGUGCUGAGGAUGUAUUCUCCUUGACAAUCAUCGAUCAUCCAUCGUACCACUGUGGAAGAGGUGAGAUUUUUGUGUUUACUCCCAGCCAAGGCCAGAAUGGACAGCUAUCCUUUUCUGGCGUGGCCGUGUUGGGAACGAGCGCCCAGGAAGAGUUGGCCGUGCAAGCUGCCCGCUCCGCUUCUGCGCCGCCACGUCUACGUGACCUGCGCGACCUGCCCUCGGAAGGGUCUCGCCUUCACCCGCGGGACAGCACUCGCUGCCAAAAUGUCUGCAAGCAGUUCUUACGCGGGCAGUGCAGCCGUGGCCAUGAGUGCCGUUUCUGCCACUUCUCCCAUCCUGAUGAGCCCAAGCGCAGCUACCGAGGCCCCAGGUCCAAGAGAGGAUAG